This is a messenger RNA of Orussus abietinus, 2180 nucleotides long. It is a transcript of the gene eIF4A, whose product is annotated as eukaryotic initiation factor 4A-I. The transcript has 8 exons. Bases 147 to 1418 code for a protein of 423 amino acids. Gene Ontology annotation, molecular function: RNA binding; ATP binding; RNA helicase activity. NCBI's taxonomy places the organism in Eukaryota, Metazoa, Arthropoda, Insecta, Hymenoptera, Orussidae. The record is from RefSeq and is a predicted model, not a curated record.
CGUCCGCCUCGUCCAUCUUGAAGAACGCGUGUUAAGCCGCGCCAGAACGCGCCACCGAGCGAAGCGCCACGCCGUGCCUCGUUCUCAAAGGUCCCUCGUGACGCAAUAGGAACUCGUCCUUUCCGUCGCGCUACCGUGAGUGGAACAUGUCGUAUACGUCCGAACGAAGAAACGACGAUCAAUGGUCGGGUGACUCUAGAAAUGGACCGAAUGAAAGCGAACAGCCCGUCUACGAUGGCCCACCAGGAAUGGACCCCGAUGGCAUCAUCGAGUCCAACUGGGAAGAGGUCGUGGAUAAUUUUGAUGAUAUGAACUUGAAAGAAGAAUUACUGCGUGGUAUUUAUGCUUAUGGUUUUGAAAAGCCAUCCGCUAUCCAGCAGCGAGCGAUCCUACCGUGUGUUAAAGGACUCGACGUUAUCGCUCAAGCUCAAUCAGGAACUGGCAAAACAGCCACCUUCUCAAUUUCAAUCCUGCAGCAAAUCGAUACUAGCGUCAAUGAAUGUCAAGCUUUGAUUCUUGCUCCUACUCGUGAGCUGGCUCAACAGAUCCAGAAGGUGGUGAUUGCGCUCGGUGAUUUCAUGCAUGCACAAUGUCACGCAUGUAUCGGCGGUACCAACGUGAGAGAAGAUAUAAGGAAGUUGGAUCAAGGCGUUCACGUCGUAGUGGGGACUCCAGGUCGAGUCUACGAUAUGAUCAGUCGCCGAGCAUUGCGAGCUAAUAGCAUCAAGCUGUUUGUCCUCGACGAAGCCGAUGAGAUGCUUUCUCGUGGUUUUAAAGAUCAGAUUCACGAUGUAUUCAAAUUGUUGCCCCAUGAAGUCCAGGUCAUUCUUCUGUCCGCCACAAUGCCCUCGGACGUCUUGGACGUAUCCAAGUGCUUUAUGCGCAAUCCCAUCCGCAUUUUGGUAAAGAAGGAAGAGCUAACAUUGGAAGGUAUUAAACAGUUCUUCGUCUACGUUGAACGCGAAGAGUGGAAGUUGGAGACCUUGUGUGAUUUGUACGAUACGCUGAGUAUCACGCAAGCCGUGAUCUUCUGCAAUACGCGCCGUAAGGUCGAUUGGUUGACGGAGAACAUGCACAGCCGUGACUUUACGGUUUCCGCGAUGCACGGCGAAAUGGAUCAAAGAGAACGUGACCUCAUUAUGAGACAAUUCCGUACCGGAUCCUCGAGAGUCCUCAUAACCACUGAUUUGCUCGCUCGCGGUAUCGACGUGCAACAAGUAUCUCUCGUCAUCAACUACGACCUGCCGUCCAAUCGGGAGAAUUACAUUCACAGAAUCGGUCGCGGUGGUCGUUUCGGUCGUAAAGGAGUGGCGAUUAACUUUGUGACGUUGGAUGAUAAACGUAUCUUGAAGGAUAUCGAGCAAUUUUACAACACCCGUAUCGAAGAAAUGCCAAUGAAUGUCGCAGAUUUGAUCUAAGUCCGACUGUUGGCUAUAUUUCAUUAGAAUAAAAAAAAAGAAUAAAAAGCAUUUUUGGACAGUCCAGAAGUGAGGGAGAUAUAUUUGGAAAUAAAGAGUAAAUUUCCUUAUUUAAACGAUAUUUUCGUAAAUCGAUCACCCUCUAUUCCUCGCUCAUUGGGCGUACUUAUGGUGUAGAAGUCAUCUUAUUUAUGUGCUCUGUAUGAUAAUUAAUUUUAACAAAAUUGUAGGAACGACCUAUUUCACUCAGUUAUUUUAUACUUUGUCAAUAAAACAUUGUGCAAGUAUGUAGUUGCUUUGCCCGUGCAUUCUGUUUCUUUCAAUGCGCGAAACGGAUAAUUAGUAGUUUAGCGGUUGUAAUCACGGGUGCUCUGCUUAAACAUGAAUGUUCGAUUGCAGGCACAUGCAUGUACAAGGUGUAAAUUUAAGUCAGCAGCUGACGUUCUAUCAGGGUGCGAUUUAUUCGUGUCAACAACUUGGUAGGGUUCACAAGUAGAGAAUCUAAUUACGUCAAUUUUGCACACACGCAAUUAUUCUUUCCAUUAUUUCUUUAAGUUUUAUCUACCUCUGUUAAUGUCCUGUAAUGUAUGUAUAUCGAACAUAUGUCGAACAAUUUAUCAAUAGUGUUUUAUAAAUAAGUUACAUUUUAAAUACAACGUAGAGGUCAUGUGUAAUUAGUGUUUAGGGCAAAAUCGUGUAAUCACAUGUUGUGCGUGUUAUUUCAUUUCAAAAUAAGUAUUACAAUUCCUGGGUCACUUAAAA